Molecule: messenger RNA, 2295 nt
Organism: Anneissia japonica
Lineage: Eukaryota; Metazoa; Echinodermata; Crinoidea; Comatulida; Comatulidae
Product: keratin-associated protein 13-2-like
Exons: 3
Coding region: 82-774 (230 amino acids)
Source: RefSeq, a predicted model, not a curated record
UCCAUUUCCUGGUGUGGAUGAUCUAAGACUAAGACGUAGCAAUUAGGUAUCUGACCUGUAAACAGUCAAUGCACACUGAGAAUGGCAGACGCUUUAUUAUUUCCAGGUGAUUUGGUAUCAGUCCCGUGUGCAAUACUUGGGAAUCAUUUUGGUGUAUACAUAGCGCCUGGUGUAGUAAUGCAUUUGAUGGGUGAUGGCGAUCCCGUAAGUCGCACAAGUCUCAAUGAUUUUAAAGGUGAUUCUACAACAUUUGUAAUUGAAUCAUGUCCAUCGAAUAUCGAUCGCAAUGAUGUCAUCGAACGAGCACUGGUUUAUGAAUAUAAACAAUUUAGGGACCAAGAUUACAACGUGAAAUCAAACAACUGCGAACAUUUCGCUAGAUGGUGUCUUACUGGUGUGGCAAGAAGUUUACAAGUAGAAGGAAUUUAUAAGUGGUGUUGUCUUACUAUCAGCGGUUUCAUUUUUGGAACCAAAAAUUUGGGUUCAGGUUCAAGCUCGUGUAAAAGUUUUGGUUCAAGCUCCAAUUCAUAUAAAAGUUUUGGUUCAAGCUCCAAUUCGUGUAAAAGUUUUGGUUCAAGCUCCAAUUCGUGUAAAAGUUUGGGUUCAAGCUCCAAUUCAUGCAAAAGUUUGGGUUCAAGCUCCAAUUCAUGCAAAAGUUUGGGUUCAAGCUCCAAUUCAUGCAAAAGUUUGGGUUCAAGCUCCAAUUCAUGCAAAAGUUUGGGUUCAAGCUCCAAAUCAUGUAAAAGUUUGGGUUCAAGCUCCAAAUCAUGUUAAAGAUCAGGUUCAAGCUCCAAUUUAUGUAAAAUGUCAGGUUGAAGCUCCAAACUUCAACCUGAUUGCACAGAUGGUGUCAGACUUGAUCAGGAAUAUUCCACUGGGAUCAAGCAGCGGAAAGUCCUGGAAAAUUUAGUACUGAAGAACUAGAUUACCCUAAUAUUCAAACAAGAGUCACUACAAUUUACACUUUAUUUUUGUAUGGUCGACCACAAAUUAUAAAAUAAAUGUACAGUAGGACUAUUUCAAUACUAUUAGUAAAGGGUGUGCGGCCUGUGGGAUAUCCUUGUUGUGAAUAAAACGUGUUAUCCUUUCCUCCUGCAUUGUGUAAAUUUAAAUAUAGGCCAAGAUUGUGAAGUUUGCUCGGAAUUUCACCCAUUUGAUACUAACCAAGUCAGUACUGCGUAUUCACACACAUUAGCCUAUAGUCCUACAAAGACAUAAAAAAAAAACCCGGCAUACUCGAUCAUUUAGAAUGUCUAUAUGUUCUGAUAAUUAUAUAUAUUGCAUUGGAGAUUGACAAUAAGACAAAUGGAAAAGCUGUUUUAAAUCUGUCUAUAAAAUUUAUUUUCGUGUGACAGUGUACGAUAAUAGUUUGUCUAUGGCAGCAAUAGAAUUUGAUAUAGGCUUGGGAGUGUAUACGUGAUUACCGUACCCUAUUAUUAGAAACUGUUGAAAUUAAGACAAAAACGCCUCCAACAAUCAUCCGGUAAACUUCAAAUUUGAGAUCAAUGGACAAACGGAAUCCAUAUAUUAUAAUAUCUGUUUUGCAUAUAUCGCUUUUGUAAUGAAGCUGUUUGAUUUUAAAUAUAUUAUAGCAGCUCUUACAAUGACAAUGUACUUGAAUUGUGUGCUUUUAACGUUCCCAGCUCCAAAUUGGACCCAAAAAUGUCUAAAUGUUUACAAGAUGAACACGCAUGUUAAUCAGUCUAAAACGAUAUUCAAAUAUACAGCUAACCGCUAAAAUUUGUUUUGCAUGUCUAUUACACACUGUCACCCACAAAUGAGAGCACAAAUUAUAAUUAUAUCCUUUUUAAGAUUAGGUGGCAAAUUGGUCAUAAAAUUUGAUAACAAUGGACCAUUAAAAUCUAUUGGAAAUAUUUAUUUGAAUAAAUACACCGAUUUUUUAAAGUUUUUUUUUUUAUCAUGAUCAACAGAAGGUUAUGAAUUUGUACACGUUGACCAACCCUAUUGCUGCAUGUUAUCGUUUUGAUACGAUCACUAUUCAAACAGAGAGCAGCAGGUUGAUAAUGUUUUCAUACCACUAUCUAGAUGUGGAACACUGUCACUCGAUUGUUGCUGGUAACUUUGUUUUCAGAUGAAAAUGUGAAUGUAAAGAUUCUUGUGUAUAUAGAUAAGAAGUAUUAUGUGUGAACCGGUAUACAUAUGUUGCAUACGUAUUCUUUUUUCUUUUUCUAUGAACCGACUAACCCUAAAAAUAAAAGGGGGUAAGGGGUCCGCCCCUAGAACAUUUUAAUUCCUAGAUGGCGGGAAUUGAGCUUUCCCGACUUCUAAUUCUCU